Messenger RNA from Acinonyx jubatus (cheetah), 432 nucleotides. It is a transcript of the gene LCN9, whose product is annotated as lipocalin 9. The transcript has 4 exons. Gene Ontology annotation, molecular function: small molecule binding. The coding region runs from base 1 to 432 and encodes 143 amino acids. The record is from RefSeq and is a predicted model, not a curated record. NCBI's taxonomy places the organism in Eukaryota, Metazoa, Chordata, Mammalia, Carnivora, Felidae.
AUGGCUCUCUUCCUGCUGACCCUGGGGCUGAGCCUCGUCUCCGCCCAGGAGCUCAACCCCCAGGCCAUUGUGCAGAAGAACUAUAACAUGGCCAAGGUUUCAGGGAUCUGGUAUCCGGUGUCCAUGGCCUCCAACGACAUAAAGCGGAUCGAGGAAAACGGGGACCUGAGGGUCUUCAUCCGGAACAUCGAGAGCUUGGAGGACGGGCGUCUGAGGUUCCAUUUCCGCACCAUGGUGCACGGGGAGUGCGAACACGUGGCCAUGGUCUGCGAGAAGGGGGAGAGGGACGGGGAGUACAGCAUCAGCCAUGAGGGGGACAAUACGGUGCUGCUCUCGGAGACCGACUACAGACAGUACAUCAUCUUCCACCUCCGGAACAUCAGGAACGGGACACAGACCACCGUGCUGGCACUCUAUGGUACCGCCUCCUGA